UAUUCUAUUUGACAACUGCUACAGUUGUUAAAUGGCAAAAGCAGGAGAAUAUUGUAGUACAGUAUCAAAGUAAUAUAGCUGUAUAAUGAAGCGAAGGUGACGUUUAUUUUCCACCGACGGAUUUCGGUGAUUUUGUUGUUAGUGAGUUUCAAUAGUUGAGUUAAAAAAGAGUAAAGUUUACAAUGGGUUCAGAAGAUGUGCUCAAGAGUGCUUCAACACUGGCCUCUUAUAAUGUUAUGCUUCAGGUGAUGUUUCGAGUGUUGACUUUUCUCUUGAAUGCAUUUACUUUGCGGUUUGUGUCCAAGGAACUGAUAGGCGUGGUAAAUGUGAGGUUGAUGCUGCUCUAUUCUACAUUGGUGUUUCUGUCUAGGGAGGCGUUCCGGAGGGCGUGUCUAAGCAGCGAGGGGGCGGGGCGUAACUGGAGACAGGUCAUCAACCUGUUAUGGCUCACAUUCCCUGUGGGUUGUGUGUGGGGUGUGCUGUUAGUGUGUGUGUGGUGGUGGGUGCUCCAGGCACCUGAUCCUCAGUCCAUCCCGCAUUAUGUUCCCGCAGUUGGAUUGUUCUGCCUAGCUGCACUUACAGAGCUGCUGGCUGAACCCCUCUGGGUUCUUGCACAUGUGCACAUGUUCGUCCGUUUAAAGGUGAUUGCCGAAAGCUUAGCCAUGAUUGCUAAAUGUCUCGUUACUGUAGUGAUGGUGGUCUCAGCGCCUCAGUGGGGACUUUAUAUCUUCUCUGCUGCCCAGUGUGUCUAUGCAGGGUUUUUGUUGCUUUGUUACGUGUUAUACUUCAUCCAUUUCCUUGGCUCAGAGGAAGCAGAGCGUAAAUUGUUUCCUGUUAGUCACAUAACAGAUCUUCUGCCAUCUCGAGUGGAUCAUGAGCCACUGUUAAACUGGAAGUUGACCACACUGACCUGGAGCUUUUUCAAACAGUCAUUUCUCAAACAGAUCCUAACAGAAGGCGAGCGUUAUGUGAUGACGUUUUUGAAUGUGCUUAACUUUGGAGACCAAGGGGUUUAUGAUAUAAUAAACAAUCUGGGCUCAAUGGUGGCCAGAUUUCUUUUUUUGCCUAUUGAGGAGAGUUUCUACGUGUUCUUUGCUAAAGUGCUGGAGCGUGGACGAGAUGUACGACAUCAAAAACAAGAGGAAGUUUCCAUGGCGGCUGAAGUACUGGAAUGUCUUUUGAAGCUGGUGCUUUUAAUUGGUCUGAUUAUCGCAGUUUUUGGUUAUGCAUAUUCUCAUCUGGCACUUGACAUCUACGGUGGGGAGCUUCUGAGCAGUGGAGCCGGGCCGGCUCUGCUACGGUGUUAUAGUUGUUAUGUUCUGCUGUUAGCCAUUAAUGGAGUAACAGAGUGUUUUGUUUUUGCUGCUAUGAGCAAAGAGGAAGUCGACAGAUAUAAUCUGGUGAUGCUGGGCCUGUCAGCAUCAUUUCUUCUCCUUUCUUAUUGGCUAACCUGGAUGUUAGGUGGCAUUGGCUUCAUUUUGGCUAACUGCUGUAACAUGGCUUUGCGAAUCACUCACAGUAUUGUUUACAUACAUGAGUAUUUUCUGCUAAGUGAAUACAGACCUCUGUGGGGGCUCCGCCCACAUUCUGCUGUCAUUAUUGCACUUGGCGUGAGCUCCAUCCUCACAGCCUGCUCAGAGAGCAUGUUCUGCUGUGACGAUGGCUGGUUGCUAAGGCUGGUUCACAUUGCCGUGGGGGCAGUUUGUCUCCUGGGUGUGGUCGUCACAGUAUAUUUUACAGAAACAAGACUUGUGCAGUUUGUUAGGACUCAGUUGUUAUCGAAAUACAGCAAGAAACAUACAUGAGCUUUUACUUGAAAGCAUACUGAUGGAUUGAAGGUUCCUAUUCCCACAGGGCAUAUCUUAUAGAAUAUAUUGAUUGAUUUAAAAAAGACAUACAGAGAAUAUUGCAAUGUGAUGCAAAUAUAUCAAGGGGUUCCCAGUAUGUAACUACUGCUCCAAUGUGCCUGUUUGUCCUUCAUCACUAUGAAAUACUACAAAUGCAAUAAGAUUGUGAAUAGUAAUGCUUUUUUUUAAUUAGACCAAAUGUUUUGUAACAUUGUACCCUUUGCAUAGUGUUACUACUAGAUAUACUCUAGCUGUAUACAUAAGUGGUAAAUUUUGUAUGAAUGAUUGUUUACAUAAAUGAUGUACAAAAUGGUUAUACGUAUAAUAAAUUAAAAUGAUACUGGGUACCACUGUCUUUGAAAACAUGUAAGAUGAGAAAAUAAUAUCUGGGAACAAAUAAACCUUUUUUUCCUGAUUGCACAAAUGUAAAGUUUUCAAAUAUUUGGAGUCAGUAAGAUAUUCUUUUUAAAGAGCAAUACUAAUUUUAUUUAGUUAGGAUUAGGCUAAAGUGACCGUAAAGAUUUUUACAUUAUCAGAC
Carassius gibelio (silver crucian carp) is the source of this 2385-nucleotide messenger RNA. RefSeq names its product protein RFT1 homolog. The record is from RefSeq and is a predicted model, not a curated record. The transcript has 13 exons. NCBI's taxonomy places the organism in Eukaryota, Metazoa, Chordata, Actinopteri, Cypriniformes, Cyprinidae. The coding region runs from base 183 to 1805 and encodes 540 amino acids. Gene Ontology annotation, cellular component: endoplasmic reticulum membrane. Gene Ontology annotation, biological process: dolichol-linked oligosaccharide biosynthetic process; glycolipid translocation.